GUUAUGGGACACAAAAAUAUUGUCCCAAACAUAGAUCCAAAGGGCCUAGGUAAAUUAACUUCUCUUUGGCUUCAAAAGUGCGAUUAUAUGGAAUGCUUGGUGGACACAACAGGAGAGAAGGGACCAACUGCAUUCUCUGAUUUGGUGAAAUUAAGAAUGAGGAAAAUGACUUGGUUGAAAGAGUUGUGCCAUGGUCCGCCUCCGAUUAGCUUCUUACAAAAGUUAAAAGAUGUGACCAUUGAACAUUGUACGAGGUUGAAAGUGGUAUUUGAAAUGGAUGGGCUUCUUGAAAAGGAAGAAAUUAGUCAGAUGCCGCUACUCUCAAAUUUAACAAGUUUGAAUCUAUCUUUUUUACCAGAAUUGGAGAGUAUAUGGAAAUCACAAUCAAUCCAUCAAUAUCAUGCAAGCCUCCGAAGUCUGAAGGUUGUAAACAUUUCGUGGUGUGAUGAAUUGAAAGCGAUCUUCCCGCCUUGCCUUGCUCAAAGUUUGUUGCAUCUACAAGAACUUGAAAUAUUCGAGUGCGAUAGAUUAGAACAAGUCUUUGAUUUUCCCCAAGAAGUGGGAGAGCUUGAGGUACGACCACUCUCUAAUUUAACUUCUUUGGAGCUAAAGUCAUUACCAGAAUUGAAGUGGAUAUGGAAAGGGCCCACCCAUCUUGUUAACCUCCAAAGUCUUAAGACUAUGAUAAUAUGGGGGUGUAAGCAACUGGCAUAUCUCUUUUCGACUCCCCUUGCUCGAAGUUUGGAGCAUCUGGAAGUACUCGUAGUAAGCCAUUGCGAUUCUUUGGAACAUUUAAUCUUCGAUGAAGCAGAAAAUGAGGAUGAAAUAGUUUCAAACAUGAAUGGCUAUCCUCUCCGCUGGCCUAAGUUGAGAACUCUCAAGAUAAUUAAUUGCGGAAGAUUGAAAUAUGUGUUUCCAAUCACUUUGGCUCAAGGACUUCCUUAUUUGGAAUCUGUUGAGAUAACUGAUUGUUCUCAACUAAAGCAGGUCUUCAAUAUGACAGAGGACAAGGGUGGGCGUCCACUACAAGACAUUGUGCUACAGAGAUUGCAAAUUUUAAGGCUUAAAAAUUUAGAGAAGUUGAGUAGUUUUUGUCUAGAAAAUUUUGUCAUAUCAUUAUCUUUGAAGGCGUUCGAAGUUUGCAAUUGUCCCCAAUUAACAGAGUUCACGACGUUGCAAGCCCAUUUAAAGGAUGUCCCAUCAUAUGGUUUCAAGGAAUUGUUAUGCAAUGUCAAAGAACUUACCAUGGAUGGAUUCAUGUAUCACAAUUUGAAACAUCUCUUCUCACCAUCACUUGUUCAAAGCUUGGUAAUGCUAGAAAAACUCAAGAUAGAACUCUGCGAUGAACUGGAACACAUUGCCACGGAGUUGGAAAUUGAUAAUAAUGUAGAAUCAGACGGUGGCCUUCUCCAUCAUCCGCCCUGGCCAAAAUUGACAUCUCUUGAAAUACAUGGGCAUAUUAGGUCCUUACAAAAGUUAAAAGAUUUGACCAUUCGAUCUUGUAAGCGGUUGAAAGUGGUAUUUGAAAUGGAUGGGCUUCUUGGAAAGGAAGAAAUUAGUCAAACGCCGCUACUCUCAAAUUUAACAAGUUUGGAUCUAUCUUCUUUACCAGAAUUGGAGAGUAUAUGGAAAUCACAAUCAACCCAUCAAUAUCAUGCAAGCCUCCGAAGUCUGAAGGUUGUAAACAUUUCGAGGUGUGGUGAAUUGAAAGCGAUCUUCCCGCCUUGCCUUGCACAAAGUUUGUUGCAUCUAAAAAAUCUCUCCAUAUGUUACUGUUAUGGAUUAGAGCAAAUCAUUGAUUUUCCCCAAGAAAUGGGUGAGCUUCAGGUACGACCACUCUCUAAUUUAACUUCUUUGGAGCUAAAGUCAUUACCAGAAUUGAAGUGGAUAUGGAAAGGGCCCACCCAUCUUGUUAACCUCCAAAGUCUUAAGACUAUGAUAAUAUGGAGGUGUGAGCAACUGGAUAUCUCUUUUCGACUCCCUUGCUCGAAGUUUGAGCAUCUGGGAGUCGCUCCGAAAUAA
Durio zibethinus is the source of this 2022-nucleotide messenger RNA. The record is from RefSeq and is a predicted model, not a curated record. Lineage: Eukaryota; Viridiplantae; Streptophyta; Magnoliopsida; Malvales; Malvaceae.